AUGGCUAGCAAAAAGCAGUCGGCACUGAGCCGCGCCAACAACACCCGACGCCUCAACGACCUCGUCCUGGGACAUGUCGGCCGUGUCUCCUAUAUCCCACGCCUGGACCGUGGGGACGACAAUGACGACGACGACGGGCCCGGCGAGCUGUUUAUUAACAGAUCCGUCCAAGAUGUCCCAUCGUUCCAAGAGGUAACCCCCUUUGACGAAUGGUACUCCCCUUCUCAAUCGCCUACCCCUGCCCAGCCGCUCACGGGCUUCAGUGCCCAACGCUCUCAGCAGUACUACCUGCUCAAAGAGCACCCAGAUGCCUUUCUUGGCCUGGCAGCCGACCUCAAAUCUGCCUUGCAGGAGGAUGUCGCGCUGUGGCGCGCCGAGUUCAAGCGUCAACAGUCGUCAAGGACCAAAAGCUUACUCCCCCUAGUCGGAAUCGGAGAGAUCACGGACCGCACUACCCGCAGCAAUACUUGCGCCGUGCUUGCUGUUGUUUGUGGCGAGGAAGGUGACGUAGUGCGCCUCGUGAGGCUGCAUGAGGGGCGGAAGUCUUGGGGCGGGGAGGCCGGCGACGGUGCAGGCGUCAUGCUCAAGACGCCAGAUUCCGGAUACGAGGGGUUUUGGCAUGCCCAAGGCUUGGGCAUCUCGAAACUUCAAUUCGUGUCGUUCCCAAGGCGCCAUCACGGCAUGCGGAGAUGGCUUGUCGUCCAAACAGCUACAGAAACCCAUGUGUUCGAACCCGAGGUGCUCAAAUUCCCCAUCUGGAACAAGUUCGAUGGGUUUGCAGCCGAGGCCUUCUCCGGUCCUGCAUAUAUCUCCAUGACGCCCAUGUUGAGCAUCAAAGCCCAAGGGAGGCAAAAUGCCGAUUUCGUAUUCAAUUUCGGGGAUGAGGAGAGUAUCCCGCGGCUGGCGAUUGUGGACGUGGAUGGCUACUGGGACGUAUGGGACAUACAAAGCAAUGAAGCACGUAAGCGAGGUGACGUGAAAAUAACUGCGUCCUUGCGCAGCUCAGGGCAGAUGCCUGACGACGCUUUGAGAGACAUUGAGAGCCAGCAUGAACUGUGCCGAGUUGUCUGGACCAGUCCUCUACGCGAUGCAAGCUGGCGCCAUCAUGAAGGUGAGGAGCACCAAAAGGUUUUAGCAAUAUGCACCCGCACAACCUUGACCAUUUUCGACAUUGAUGGAAACUCAGUCGAUCACCCAAAGACGACAUUGGCAUGGCUCGUCGACUCCAAAAAAGCAGAGAGCAUCCUUGAUAUUGCCAUCUGCCCCGGAGACCCAUCCAAGAUUUUUGUAUUGACCAGCAGCACAGUCUUUUGGCUCGAGUUGAGGCAUUCAUCUGAAGCUUCGGAGCCAUUUCUGGCCACUAUCCUGCUAUCCUGUCCUCAUCAACGGAGCCCUAUUGACGACACCCUACGGAUGAGCAUCACACGUCCAGCAAUGGACGAUUGGUGGCUCGUUUGCAUAUUCUCGGGAACAGGCAGCUCGAGGACGACACUAUUCUGGUUCCGCAGCCCGCAUCCCCGCUCCGAGACUGCUGCUUUUUCUCACCAGACCGCAAGCUUGUCUCUUCCUGAUGAUGCCCGGCAUAUUCGCUCGAUCGCUCUUACACCAAUCACCCUGGGUAUACCCCGAACCGCGACGGGCUAUCUGCCAAAAAACAGUCAUUUUGCCCAACUACUCGUCCUCACAAAAUCUCUUGGCCUGCAUUCAGCCCUGUUCGCCAUCACAAUCACCCCUUCGCCCCACCACCGUUCGCUGCCAAUACCCGCUCCUGAAACCCGUAAUUUGACCGACGUUAGGUACCGGUCGCUGAAUGUGAAGCGCAAGGAGAUUCUCUCUCAAUUAGCUGAGGCAUUCGUGGUGCGCGACGACUACGCCGUCUUGUUUGAGCAUGGACGGCGGUACAGGAUCCAGCAGGAGGCGGAGAAGGCUGAGUAUGAGCACAGGGCCCGGCAGCAGAAGGUUCAACAGGAGGAUGCUGUCAAAGGAGCUUUCCUGGAUCUGGAACCUGUGAUGCAGAUAGUGGUGGAACGUGUAGCCGCCAAACUGAAAGGUGUUUGGCUUGGAGGGCCGGGUGCCGAUGGUAAUUCUGUGUCGGAUGGCUUUGGAGCCAUUCGAAAGCUCGUAGAGGAGGGCUUGGCGAGUUUCCACCUACCAAUGACCACAAUUCUAGAAGCGUGCCCUCAGAUCAACCCCGGAGAACUAAUCACACAAAUCGGGAGCCAACGCUGGGGAGAGGAGCUAGCGCAGCUCCGGGAGUUUGCUGCUGAAUCCGAGAUGGUUCAGGUAAACGACCUGACAGGUGACAGGUCCGCUAUCGCAGACCCAUCUGCCAUUUUUCAACACCUACUCCAUCUCUGGACCUCGAGCCUUCCUGGGGGCCUACUUGACGAGAAUCAAGCACGAGGACGAGAGGCGUUGAUAGCGUGCAUCGCAGGCGAAGUUGCCCAAGCCCAGGCUGGAGUUUCCGUAGCUCCAAGGCCAGCAACUCACAAGGAACGCGAGAAUUUAUCACACCAAGAAUUCAAGGCGUCGUCACAGCCUGAACUAGGACUUCCAUCACCUUCGGCAACAUCAUCGUCAUCGCGAGCGCCUUCAGAAGUCCGCUCACUGUACAGCGACCAAGCGUCGUCCGCGCCCGACAAUGAGGAGCCAGACCAGCAGGAUCCCGCAGCGAUCCGCCUAGCCCGCUACGCGACUUCGAUAGGAUAUGUUCCCAAAAGGGAUGAAGAAUCAGCGCUCUUGGCACGCUGGCCAUCCGAGCCGGGCUCCGACCCCGCCGACUUUGGCUGGUCUUGGGCUGGAGGGGAGGAGCGUCGGCUGGCGGCGCGGCUCCAGGCGACUCGCCGAGCAAAAGAGGCCAGGAGACUCCGGAUGGCGGAGCGGAGAGCCGCUAUGGGUCUGUCGCAAGGGCCGGAGAGUGGCGGCGUUGCGGUGGGUGGUAGCAGCCAGGCGCCGAGGAUCGCAGCCUCGAGCCAGGCGGGUUCCGGCUUCGUGACCAGGCCGACUCUCGAUGUCCUCACGGACUCGGGUAUCAAGGUCACAGUUGCAUGCCGCACGCUCGAGUCGGCCAAGAAGCUGUCCGCGGGCGUGCAGCACUCGACGCCCAUCUCGCUCGACGUCAAUGACGACGCCGCCCUCGACGCCGAGGUGGCCAAGCACGACCUCGUCAUCAGCCUGAUCCCCUACACGUUCCACGCGACGGUGAUCAAGUCUGCGAUCAGGCAGAAGAAGCAUGUGGUGACGACGUCGUACGUCUCGCCCGCCAUGAUGGAGCUCGACCAGGCGGCCAAGGACGCCGGCAUCACGGUCAUGAACGAGAUCGGCCUCGACCCGGGUAUCGACCACCUGUACGCCAUCAAGACCAUCGAGGAGGUUCACGCCGCUGGCGGCAAGAUCAAGACCUUCCUCAGCUACUGCGGUGGCCUGCCCGCGCCCGAGUCGUCCGACAACCCGCUCGGUUACAAGUUCAGCUGGUCCAGCAGGGGUGUGCUGCUGGCGCUGAGGAACGCCGCCAGCUUCUACAAGGACGGUCAGGUCACCAACGUUGCUGGGCCCGAGCUCAUGGCUACCGCCAAGCCCUACUUUAUCUACCCCGGUUUUGCCUUUGUUGCCUACCCUAACCGUGACUCGACCCCGUACAAGGAGCGCUACCGGAUUCCUGAAGCGGACAACAUUGUCCGUGGUACUCUUCGCUACCAGGGCUUCCCGCAGUUCAUCAAGGUCCUCGUCGACAUUGGCUUCCUCAGCGAUGAGGAGCAGCCUUUCCUCAAGGAGGCCAUCCCGUGGAAGGAGGCCACCCAGAAGAUUAUCAAGGCCUCCUCUGCUUCGGAGCAGGACAUUGUCAGCACCAUCGUGUCCAACGCUACCUUUGAGUCGACCGAGGAGCAGAAGCGGAUCGUUGCUGGUCUGAAGUGGCUCGGUAUCUUCUCCGACAAAAAGAUCACACCCAGGGGUAACGCGCUCGACACGCUGUGCGCCACGCUCGAGGAGAAGAUGCAGUUCGAGGAGGGCGAGCGCGACUUGGUGAUGCUCCAGCACAAGUUCGAGAUCGAGAACAAGGACGGCUCGAGGGAGACGCGCACAUCGACGCUGUGCGAGUACGGCGCCCCCAUCGGCUCCGGUGGCUACUCGGCCAUGGCCAAGCUCGUCGGCGUCCCCUGCGCCGUAGCUGUCAAGUUUGUGCUCGAUGGCACCAUCUCCGACAGGGGUGUGCUUGCGCCUAUGAACUCCAAGAUCAACGACCCUUUGAUGAAGGAACUCAAGGAGAAAUAUGGCAUCGAGUGCAAGGAGAAGGUUGUGGAGUAA
Messenger RNA from Pyricularia pennisetigena, 4305 nucleotides. RefSeq lists its product as uncharacterized. The coding region runs from base 1 to 4305 and encodes 1434 amino acids. The record is from RefSeq and is a predicted model, not a curated record. Gene Ontology annotation, molecular function: saccharopine dehydrogenase activity. Lineage: Eukaryota; Fungi; Ascomycota; Sordariomycetes; Magnaporthales; Pyriculariaceae. The transcript has 9 exons. Gene Ontology annotation, cellular component: cytoplasm.